AUGUCGCAACCACCGUCGUAUGAAGAUACAGUCGGCGAAUGCGAUGCGAAGUAUGACAAUCAUGAUGUCGAUUCGAAAGUGCCGCAACGAUUCAGCAUACGGGAUGAAGUUGGCUCGUCGAGGUCGCAGCAUGUUACGGCAUUGAUAUCCAAACUCUUGCCUCAGAUCAGGGAACGAGCGAAAAGCGGGCUAUCAAAGACGGUUUUAUUGUUACUCCCAUCUGAUCAAGGCGAUGCCAGCAAGAGGGGCGAGCUCGUAGGCUUUCCGGAAGACGACAGACCGAUAUUGAUCCAGCUCGAAGGUCGCUACGAUGGAACCCAGUUUUGGACGCAGCGAGAAGCGCUGGACCUGCUGAAAGAGCAGAUGUUGAUGGAGUUGGGAGGUGCAAUACCAGCGCCUGCAGUUGAGCAAACGCCUCCUCCACCACCAAUCGAAUCGCAGCCGAAGUCUUCAUUUUGGACUCGUAAGCAAAGCAAAGCGCCAGAAGCCAGACCUAUUACAAAACAGCCCAAGCCUCCGGUAACGGUGGACGUAGAGAUGGACCAGGUCAACUUCCGCACAGAGACCGAGUAUGGGCUGUUUGAGACCAUCAGGGGUAGAGCGGUGCUGGUGACGGUUGAUGUUCGAUAG
This is a messenger RNA of Zasmidium cellare ATCC 36951, 630 nucleotides long. RefSeq lists its product as uncharacterized. Lineage: Eukaryota; Fungi; Ascomycota; Dothideomycetes; Mycosphaerellales; Mycosphaerellaceae. The coding region runs from base 1 to 630 and encodes 209 amino acids. The transcript is spliced from 2 exons. The record is from RefSeq and is a predicted model, not a curated record.